UUCUGCAGCUACGAUAUUGGUCAUGAUGGUUAUUUAGAUUUGACCGAAUUAAAAUAUAUGAUGGAAAAAUUGGGCGCACCUCAAACCCAUUUGGGUCUUAAGGACAUGAUCAAAGAAGUCGAUGAGGAUAAUGAUGGUAAAAUCUCUUUCAGAGAAUUUUUAUUAAUCUAUCGCAAAGCACAAGCCGGUGAAUUAGACUCUGACUCUGGCCUUAACGCCUUGGCCCGCCUAACCGAAAUCAGUGUAGAAGAAGUGGGCGUAAGUGGUGCCAAAAGUUUCUUCGAAGCGAAAAUCGAACAACAAUUAAGAACUAAUAAAUUUCAUGAUGAAAUUCGACAAGAACAAGAGGAAAGGCGUCGCCAGGAUGAGGAAAAAGCAAAUCGGCGUUUAUUGUUUCAACAGAGAGCUGCCAUUUUUCAAUAAAUUUCCUUAUUUAAACUGGGGUCUUCCUUUAAUAGACAAACAAAUUUUUUUUGCUUAAAGAAAUAUGACCCAAAAACAUAUUAAGCUUUAAAGUCGACAUAACUAUUUUAAUAUUUAGUUUAUUGUAUUUUUUUAUUAAUUAAUAAUAUUAUAAUUUUAUGUUUUAAACUAUUAAGUAAGAAAUCUUAAAAAAGUGGUAUUUAAAAGAAAAUAGUUUAAAAACUAAG
Lucilia cuprina (Australian sheep blowfly) is the source of this 650-nucleotide messenger RNA. RefSeq names its product EF-hand domain-containing protein D2 homolog (gene Swip-1). The transcript has a single exon. The record is from RefSeq and is a predicted model, not a curated record. NCBI's taxonomy places the organism in Eukaryota, Metazoa, Arthropoda, Insecta, Diptera, Calliphoridae. Gene Ontology annotation, molecular function: calcium ion binding. The annotation marks the transcript as partial.